CAUGGAGACGGGCGGGUGCCGCAUGGGCGGCGCGGGGCCCGGCGCGAUCACGCUGGAGGAGCUGGACGGGCUGGAGGAGAGCCCCGACUCGGCGUACCACAGCCACGGCAGCUCCCUGGAGGAGGAGGCGGCCGAGCGCAUGGACGACGAGGAGCAGGAGCGCCUGCUGAGCUACUGGCAGAGCGUGGGCAGGGGGCACCAGGUGGACGUGCCCCGCGACAUGGCAGAGCCAAUCCAGCAGCUGACCAGGAACAACAACCCCCAGGAGCGACAGACCAUCCCCUUCACCCUGAUCCAGCGCAAGGAGAAGCUGGGAGAUCUGCUCUAUGAGAAAAGGCAGUAUGGGAAGGCCAAGUGGGCCUGCAUAAAAAUGAAGGAGAAACAGUACGAGCAGAGCAUCUGCCUGGGCUUCAUGAAGCUCAUGAGGUACAUCUGUGAGCAGAACUCCUCAGGGCUGUACCUGGGGAUCACCAUCCCCAUCGUGACCAUCGUGCACACCAACGAGUCCCAGUCGGCCAUGACACAGUCGGUGACCGUCGCCUACUACCUGCCCGAGGUGCUGCAGGACGAGCCGCCACACCCCUUCGACUCGGACAUCAUCAUCGAGGAGUGGCCUUCCACCAUCGUCUACAGCAGGAGCUUCAGAGGCAUCACCAAUGAAGACUCGAUCAUGAGAGAGAUCAGCGUGCUGGCAGCCAUCCUGGAGAGCCCUGAGCUGUGCCUGCAGGACACCUUCAUCAUCGCCGGCUACACCAACCCCGCCGCCGCCAACCGCCACAACGAGAUCUGGUUCCUGCAGCGGCCCUGAGGAGCCAGAUCUGCUGGUUGCUGCCUGCCCAGCCCUGCUCAGCCCCAGGCC
Molecule: messenger RNA, 859 nt
Organism: Empidonax traillii (willow flycatcher)
Lineage: Eukaryota; Metazoa; Chordata; Aves; Passeriformes; Tyrannidae
Product: heme-binding protein 2-like
Exons: 5
Coding region: 2-808 (268 amino acids)
Source: RefSeq, a predicted model, not a curated record